Raphanus sativus (radish) is the source of this 1902-nucleotide messenger RNA. RefSeq names its product serine/threonine-protein kinase STN7, chloroplastic. Bases 44 to 1729 code for a protein of 561 amino acids. Gene Ontology annotation, molecular function: ATP binding; protein kinase activity. The transcript is spliced from 9 exons. NCBI's taxonomy places the organism in Eukaryota, Viridiplantae, Streptophyta, Magnoliopsida, Brassicales, Brassicaceae. Gene Ontology annotation, biological process: protein phosphorylation. The record is from RefSeq and is a predicted model, not a curated record.
CUUCUUCUUCUCCCUCUCUCGUCCUCUUCUUCUUCCUUGUGCCAUGGCCACAACAAUCUCUCCAGGAGGAGCUUACAUCGGAACUCCCACUCCCUUCCUCGGAAAGAAACUCAAACCAUUCUCCCUAACCCAAACCAUCUCCACCUCCAAACCAACGGUCAACAAACUCCCUCGCGCUCACCUGAUCGACGCCGUUCACAACCUCUUCCUCGGAGUCGGAGUCGGGCUCCCAUGCACCGUCAUGGAGUGCGGCGACAUGAUCUACCGCAGCACCUUACCCAAAUCCAACGGCUUAACGAUCACCGCGCCUGGAGUGGCCUUAGCCCUCACCGCUCUCUCCUAUCUCUGGGCCACACCUGGCGUCGCUCCUGGGUUCUUCGACAUGUUCGUUCUCGCCUUCGCUGAGAGACUGUUCAGGCCCACUUUCAGAAAGGAUGAUUUCGUGUUGGGGAAGAAACUUGGUGAGGGUUCGUUUGGUGUUGUUUAUAGAGCUUCGCUGUCCAAGAAACGUGCUAAUGACGAUGGUGAGUAUGUGGUGAAGAAGGCGACUGAGUACGGUGCGGUGGAGAUUUGGAUGAACGAGAGGGUUCGUAGAGCUUGUGGGAGCAGUUGUGCUGACUUUGUUUACGGUUUUCUCGAGAAGUCUUCAAAGAAAGGACCUGAGUAUUGGCUGUUAUGGAAGUAUGAAGGAGAAUCUACACUUGCUGGUUUGCUGCAGAGUAAAGACUUCCCUUAUAAUGUGGAAACUAUCAUCCUUGGGAAAGUUCAGAAUUUGCCUAAAGGGCUGGAAAGAGAGAACAUAAUUAUUCAGACUAUCAUGAGGCAGCUCUUGUUUGCGUUGGAUGGUCUCCACUCAACCGGGAUUGUUCAUAGGGAUGUUAAGCCUCAGAACAUUAUCUUCUCGGAAGGCUCUCGUGCGUUCAAGAUUAUCGAUCUUGGAGCUGCUGCUGAUUUGAGAGUGGGUAUUAACUACAUUCCAAAAGAAUUUCUCCUGGAUCCAAGGUAUGCAGCACCUGAGCAAUACAUCAUGAGCACCCAAACUCCAUCUGCACCUUCAGCACCUGUUGCAGCUGCACUUUCCCCUGUUCUGUGGCAGAUGAAUUUGCCUGAUAGGUUUGAUAUCUAUAGCAUCGGCCUCAUCUUCCUUCAAAUGGCAUUCCCAUCCUUACGGUCUGACAGCAACCUCAUUCAGUUCAACCGCCAGCUGAAAAGAUGCGACUACGACCUAACCGCGUGGAGAAAACUAGUGGAGCCUCGUGCAGGCCCUGAUCUCCGUAAAGGGUUUGAGCUACUAGACCUAGACGGAGGGAUCGGAUGGGAGCUUCUUACAUCGAUGGUCCGGUUCAAAGCAAGACAAAGAAUCAGCGCAAAAGCAGCGCUCGCUCACCCGUAUUUCGAUAGACAAGGGUUGCUUGCGCUGUCCGUCAUGCAAAACGUGAGGAUGCAGUACUUCAGGGCUACGCAACAAGACUACAGCGACGCUGCAAACUGGGUGAUUCAGUUGAUGGCAAGGUCCGGGACGGAAAAAGAUGGAGGGUUCACGGAAACGCAGCUUCAGGAACUUAGGGAGAAAGAGCCUCGAAAGAAAGCGAGUGCGCAGAGAAACGCUCUCGCAUCAGCGCUUAGGCUUAAGAGGAAGCUUGUGAAAACAGUUGCGGAGACUAUUGAUGAGAUUGCCGAUGGCCGCAAGACCGUGUGGUGGAACAGGUGGAUCCCCAGAGAGGAGUGAGGACUUGCGGUAUCAUCUAUCAGUGUUUCAUUUUCAUCCCAAUAGUGUAAAUCUCAAUGUAUAUCUUAUUAGCCUUUAGUAAAUUAUCACUACUACUUGUAAAGCAAGUAACCGUAAAUAAAAACAUUGUACCUAAAUCCACACACAUGCAGUAGACUCUGACUGUUUCUGAA